Molecule: messenger RNA, 1493 nt
Organism: Drosophila elegans
Lineage: Eukaryota; Metazoa; Arthropoda; Insecta; Diptera; Drosophilidae
Gene: ppan
Product: protein Peter pan
Exons: 4
Coding region: 59-1462 (467 amino acids)
Biological process (GO): ribosomal large subunit assembly; rRNA processing
Cellular component (GO): preribosome, large subunit precursor
Molecular function (GO): rRNA binding
Source: RefSeq, a predicted model, not a curated record
UGCGACCACACUGUUCUUAACACGUGCGGCAGGAAAGUGGAGAAAGAAACACAAAAACAUGGGCGGCAAAAAGAAAGUGCAUCCAAAAACGCGCACGGCGGCCUUUAAGGCCAGCGAGCCGAGUGAAAUUGUGGAGGCGCCGCACUCCUUUGUCAUCCACCGCGGCCUGACCUGUCCGUACAUCACGGAUCUCACCCUGGACUUCCGUCGCAUCAUGGAGCCCUUCACGGCCAGCAACCUGCGCGAGAAGCGGAUGAACCGCAUCAAGGACUUUGUCAGCCUGAGCAGCUUCUUCCACGUCUCGCACAUGGGCAUCUUUAACAAGGCCUCCACUCAGCUGUCCUUCAAAGUGAUUCGUCUGCCGCGCGGUCCCUCCCUGACUUUCAAGGUCCACCAAUUCACGCUGGCCAGAGAUGUGAUCUCGAUGAGCAAGAAGCAGAUGAUCGACAACGACCACUUCAAGCACGCUCCUUUGGUCAUCAUGAACAACUUCAGUGGCGAUGGCAAGCACCUGAAGCUGAUGGCCACAACGUUCCAAAACAUGUUCCCCUCUAUCAACCUGGCCCAGGUGAACAUAGGCACCAUCCGUCGCUGUGUCCUCUUCUCGUACAAUCCGGAAACGAAGCUGGUCGAGAUGCGACACUACUCCGUGCAGGUGGUGCCCGUGGGCUUGAAGCGAGCGGUCCAGAAGAUCGUCAAAGGCACAGUACCCAAUCUGGGCAAGUGCAACGAAGUGGUGGAUUUUGUGACAAAAGACGGCUAUGCCUCCGAAUCAGAGGCCGAGGAUGACGAGCAGUCGCAUGUGGUCCUGGCGCAAACGCUCAAAAGCAAGGGCAACCUGGAGGACAACAAGAGCUCCAUCAAGCUGCACGAGAUCGGACCGCGCCUAACCUUGCAGCUCAUCAAAAUAGAGGAGGGCCUUCUGACCGGCGAAGUUCUUUACCACGACCAUGUGGUCAAGACGGAGGACGAGAAAGAAACCACGCGCAAGCUGGUGGAAAAGAAGCGAAAGCAGAAGGAGCAACGUAAGAAGGAACAGGCUGAGAAUCGUGCUCGCAAUCUGAAACUUAAGAAAGACGAAAAGUGGGCUGCCAAGCGCGCGGCGGAGGGACGCAAUGACAGCGAUCCCGAGGACGAUGCGGAGUACUACAAAGAGGAAGUGGGCGAGGAUCCUGAUGAAGAACUCUUCAAAAUGGAAGAAAAGUCCUCUCGCAAGAGACCCAACCUGACCGGUGGCAUGAAAUACAAGAACAAGCGGGCUAAGCUGGAUCCCAAAGAAAAGAAGGAUAACAAGCUUGAACGCAGUGAUAAGUUUGACCGCAAGGAUAAGUUUGAGCGCAAGGACAAGUUUGACCGCAAGGACAGGAAUAACAAGUUCGACCAUAAAAACAGAAAGGACAAGUUUGACCCCAAGAACAGGAGGGCCAAGUUCGACCACAAAAAGAGUAGGAAAUCAAAGUAGUACAUUAAACAUAGGCUAUUUUAUAAACUGA